AUGCUUUGCCGAAUACCCGACAACCAGAAUUCCUUUGAGCUCGGUCUCGUGUUCUUUGGCAGUACUGUGACUGACAUGCUUCAAACUACUGGUUCUCUCGCGUCGUUGGCUUUUUCGCGUGUAUCCACAUGGCGAGCCCUACAAGGCAUCGGUUUUGGCAAUUGGUCAAAACAGCCAAUGGACUACCAGUAUACACCAUGCAAGCUCAUGACUGAUCCCGCGAGCCCAGAAGGCGUACAGAACCCUUUGAUGACUUUGGAUCAACCCAAAUCGGCUGAAAUCCCUGAAGUAGCCAUCGUCAACGACCUCUAUCUGCUCGACCACUAUCUGCUGUACGGGGGCCAAGAUUCCGCAUUGAUUCCACAUCUCGCUUAUGCCAUGACUUCCGGGAUCCCCAACUUGGCAGCCUAUCACAGAGGCCUACUCUCGUCGUUACUCGCACUGGGAGCAGCAUGCCACUGUGUCAAUCUAUUGACGGAUUCUACUCCCACUUCCGAAGUCGACAUCGUCCAGGCUGUUAUCGACCUGAUGCACACCGCCGACCGCUACCAUCAGGAAGGCCUCGAAGCGCUUCGUCACGACAUAAUGGACCUCAACCACAAAAAUCCUCACAUCGCCCACCUCGAAGCGAUCAUGCUCUUUCCAUACCCUCUAGCUAAACGCAGGAUCGUCCGCCUAUUGGAUAGACUAAGCCGGCGUUCUUGCACCCUAACCGCUCCAAUGAUCCCCGCCGAAUUCUCAGAAGACUCUCCCACGAAUCUAGAAUGGAUGGUUUUCCUGCGUGGCAUCACCACCCUCGGCCAGGUGUCCACCCGCCAAAGACAAGGCCUUGCAGACGAUACAAUGAAUGAACUGUAUCUAAUUCAAAACAGCACGUUGGACAGAGCACUCUCCGCCGAGGUCCUUCGAAUGGUCUCGCUCCACACCCAGCGCAACGUAUCUGCUCCACCAGAAUUUCGACCUCUCAUAGGCACCAAACACCCACUGUACCCGGUCGUUUCCGCCACACGAGUCACAGCGAUGCAAAAGCUCCAGACACGGAUCGUCGUCCUGCAGCAACAUACCCGCAGGCUGCAGCAAGACCUGUUUCCGUCGUUUGAAGCGACAAGUCGAAUCUUCGACUAUUCCGCCAGCUUGAUAGCCUGCACACUAGCAAGUGACAUGUUGCGAGGGAUCACCGACACCGUCUUCGACGAGAACGCCGCUCAGUAUCGCUCUGUCGAGCUAGACGAGCAAGAACUAAACACCUCCUGGCUGAAACUUUUCUCUGACCCCCCAGACUUCCACCCGGACUGGCCAAUGCGCCGCGUCAUCAUCUUCUGGGCCAACUGUGUUCCUAAGCAGUACUUCGAUCUUCUCAUGAGCCCUAUCCCGCGUGUUGACCAGGUCCACACGGAGCCGUCACAAGAGAAAGAACUCAUCCUCGCCAUCCACCUCCUGGCAUGGGACAUCUACGUCCAUUGGCUUGCCUUUGCCAUCCUGAUUGAGGGUGAAUGCUGGUACAUCGGCGACCUGGGCACCUCUGACAUCCGCAAGACCAGAGAAAUGCUCAACCGGUACUCCUACAGCUGGGGCAGUGACGUUGUCGGCUUCUGCGAAACCGAGCAGGAUUAUUGGCCCACCGCAAUGUGCUCGAUAGCACAGCAGCUGCAACGGUACAGCUCCCCAUCGCCCAAAUCCCAAGUGUAA
Molecule: messenger RNA, 1689 nt
Organism: Exophiala aquamarina CBS 119918
Lineage: Eukaryota; Fungi; Ascomycota; Eurotiomycetes; Chaetothyriales; Herpotrichiellaceae
Exons: 2
Coding region: 1-1689 (562 amino acids)
Biological process (GO): regulation of transcription by RNA polymerase II
Molecular function (GO): DNA-binding transcription factor activity, RNA polymerase II-specific
Source: RefSeq, a predicted model, not a curated record